UGCCGAUACUUUCCCUCCUGUUCCUCUCUGCUAUCUUUGGAUGUUCUGUUAGUUUGUACGGUAUGACAAUUUUGUUUCUGUGAAAAAUAAACAUUAAAAAUAGAAGGGAAAGUUAAAGAGUGAUAUUUUCUAUUUCUGACAGAAAAUACUUAAAGUAAGAAUUCCAGCUGAAAGAAAGUGCUGAUAAAUAUUAAAAUAUUUUAUUUCUAAAAUGACUGCUACUGAAUUGAGGGAUUGGACUUCGGAAUAUUAUAUUACAAAUGAAUCAUCUUGUCAGCAGAUUUUAAAAAAUUCUGAUAUAUUGAGAGAAAUACCUUUAUUAAAUGAUGUUCAACUACACAAUAUAAAAGACAAGCAAUUGGUCCGAUUCCAAGGUAUGGUUCAAGAUAUGUAUGAUCCUGAGUAUUACUUUAAACAAUAUGAAGUAAAGAAUAUCAGAACUGGAGAAGGCAGUAUUAGAUGUGGAAUGUAUACAGAUAUAGCUUAUUGCUUGCCACAUGAAGAAAUUUUAUUUGAGUCCAACAAGAAUGAAAAUUCAGAAAGACAAACUUAUAUUAUAAUUUCUACACCUGGUCUAAACCAGUGGGCAAAGGAAAGAAAUACAUGUAUAGAACAGUCUGAUAUGAGUACAAUACACAACAAUAGUAUAGGUAAAAGAAGUCUAAUUGAUCAAGAUGAUAAUGAUACAGAAGAAAUGGAUUGCUCAGAGCCAACUCCAAAGAGAGAAAAAACUCUGGCAGAUACUACUGAUAUAAAUAUAAGUGAUGACAAUGAUUAUAGUGCAAAAAUUCAAAGUAUAGUUUCAGAAGAUCAUAUAUUAAAUUUUCCUAUUCCAAUCGAUGGAGGAAAAGCUUGCAUAGUAAAGAUUUAUGAUGGGACAAGUUUGAAGUUGAACCAGGUUGUUGAUAUAGUAGGUUUUGUAUCAUUAGAUCCAAUGUUAAGUACAAUUCAUGCUUCAGAAAACGAAAUGAAUGAGGCCGAAAUAAACACUCAUAAUCCGCCAGCUUCUCUGGUACCUCGAUUACACGCAGUAAAGAUAAUAGAACUUAACAGACUCGAAAUCGCAAAUGCUCCGGAAAUUAUAUCAAAGGCACAGCUCAUCAGGGGCGAUUUACACAUAAUAUUGAGUCAAUUAUUGUUUGGUGAUCAUUUAGCUGCAGAUUAUUUAAUAUGCCACUUGUUGUCCACCAUAUAUAUCAGGAAAGAUUACUUUUGUCUCGGCACGUUUCCAUUAAACAUAACAAAUUUCCCGUCCAGCAAACUCAGGACAUUCCCGAAAGAAUUGUACAACUUUUUAACGUUAUUUGUUAAGAAAAGUCAUUUUUUAGAAAUAACUUUGGAAAAUUUGAACGAACUAGCCUUGAUUCCCAAGAAAGAUUAUGAAUGCAACAGAUUGACAAGCGGUAUCCUUCAAUUAAGCAACAACACACAUCUGGUGUUGGACGAGACAGGUUUAACCGCCGGUGAACUCACCGUGACUGGUAAAGAAAACUACAAAGCGCUCUCCGAUCUACUUAUAUUUCAAAAAUUGAAAUACGACUUUAAGUAUUACACGGUAGAUUACGAAACGGAUAUUCCAAUGUUAAUCUUCUCUGAUGUAAAAUCUUUUGUUCCGUGUCCCAUGCAAGUUGUUCUAAAUGUCGAUGCAGAAUCGGAAAAUUUAUACAGUCAGGUUCUUGAAGCUGCGUGUCAAUAUUUAAAAGAAGACGAUCGAUUAGCGAAUAUCCGUCAAUAUUUGGAAGUAUUGAGGCACAUGGAAUUCGUUUUUGAUGAACAAAUCACGGAGGCCGUUCAAAAUUAUUUUGUAGAAAUGCGAAGCUCAAACAGGAAUAUAAAUACGGACGAUCUACACGCAUUGAUUGUCUUCGCUAGACUGAUGUCCAUGUCAUAUGGGAAAACAACACUGGAUACAGAAUGCUGGAACAGAACUGUACAAUUAGAAACUGAGAGAAUGAGUAGGCUUCCGCAGCGCGGAUGAAUGUCGAUGAUGCAGUAAAGAAGAAAGCUAUCAUAACAUCUAAUCUAUUUUAAGCACUGCACUGCAAAAUGCAAAUAUUUAUUUGGUUUAAAUAUCUCUGUAACUAUUUUAUUACCGAUUAGAAAAAAAAUUAUACCAUUUUAUACAUUUGUAUUGUGAUUAUAAAGCAGGACGGAUCAAUUUUUAUUUAUACAGACAAUCGUUACACACUUAUAUCUCGAAAUAUAAGAGUUCGCUAGUAGGAGUAUCUUGUAAGUGUAAUGUUGUUUGGACUGUUUAUACAUCGGCUACGAUCCGUUUCACAAAUUCUGAAGCUGGGACGUACGUCUGUUUGUAUGUCUGUGUUCAUUUCGUCCGAAAUGGAAGUAGCACGCGUAUCGAUGUUCCUCUGUUUCUUUGAAGAUAUUUCCGGUAGAAAUAUCUCCAAGAAUUUACACUCCUUUUGUGUUAAGUACGAAACAUAGAUGCUAGUGUGCGCACAAUCCUAGUGAACAUUGGAAGCUCAAAGCAUGUUAAGUAAUUUACGUACAUUACAUAGAUUUAUUUUUACGAUUACAUUUACGAACGAGAGCAUUAGAUACGCUAGUGUCUGAUCUGCGUGUUUGUUGCCUAAAAAGAAUUGUUAGACAACAAUUUAGUGUAAAAUAUAAAUUAAAUUGUUUUUUCUCGUU
Molecule: messenger RNA, 2649 nt
Organism: Harpegnathos saltator (Jerdon's jumping ant)
Lineage: Eukaryota; Metazoa; Arthropoda; Insecta; Hymenoptera; Formicidae
Product: mini-chromosome maintenance complex-binding protein
Exons: 8
Coding region: 212-1978 (588 amino acids)
Biological process (GO): DNA-templated DNA replication
Molecular function (GO): chromatin binding
Source: RefSeq, a predicted model, not a curated record